Messenger RNA from Asparagus officinalis (garden asparagus), 2791 nucleotides. Its product is annotated as cullin-1-like. The transcript is spliced from 19 exons. The record is from RefSeq and is a predicted model, not a curated record. Gene Ontology annotation, molecular function: ubiquitin protein ligase binding. Gene Ontology annotation, biological process: ubiquitin-dependent protein catabolic process; protein ubiquitination. Lineage: Eukaryota; Viridiplantae; Streptophyta; Magnoliopsida; Asparagales; Asparagaceae. Gene Ontology annotation, cellular component: cullin-RING ubiquitin ligase complex. Bases 153 to 2387 code for a protein of 744 amino acids.
UUUUUUUUACUUUUUCAAUCCACGCUACGAAAAAAGUCCCGUCUUUUUCUCAUAAUACAAGACCUAGGGUUUUUACGUCCUCAAAUUUCCACGCGAAAUCGUUCAGAAAACUAGGGUUAGCUUCCUCCAUUGUUCGAACCUAGGGUUUGAUCAUGGCGAUGCCAGAGAGGAAGACGAUAGAUUUGGACCAGGGAUGGGCUUUUAUGCAGAAGGGGAUCACAAAGCUCAAGAACAUCUUGGAAGGGCUCGCUGAGCCCCAAUUCGAUCCAGAGAAUUACAUGAUGCUCUAUACAACGAUAUAUAAUAUGUGCACUCAGAAGCCGCCACAUGAUUACUCGCAACAGCUUUAUGAGAAGUAUCAGCAGUCGUUUGAGGAGUACAUCACUACAACGGUAUUACCAUCUAUAAAAGAGAAGCAUGAUGAGUUUAUGUUGAGGGAAUUAGUGCAAAGGUGGAUGAAUCAUAAAGUCAUGGUUAGGUGGCUUUCUCGUUUUUUCCAUUACUUGGACCGCUAUUUCGUUGCCCGGAGGUCUCUUCCUGCGCUCAAUGAAGUUGGAUUGACCUGCUUCCGGGAUUUGGUUUUUAAUGAGAUCAAAGUUAAAGUCAGGGAUGCUGUGAUCUCCUUGAUUGAUCAAGAACGUGAGGGUGAACAAAUAGAUAGAGCAUUGCUAAAAAAUGUCCUGGGCAUAUUUGUUGAAAUUGGUUUGGGCAGUAUGGAGUGCUAUGAAAAUGAUUUCGAAGCAGCUAUGUUGGGUGAUACUGCUGCCUAUUAUUCUCGAAAGGCAACGAAUUGGAUCCUAGAGGAUACAUGUCCAGAUUACAUGUUGAAGGCUGAAGAAUGCCUUAAGCGUGAGAAGGAUAGAGUUUCACAUUACUUGCAUUCCAGCAGUGAACCAAAGUUGUUGGAGAAAGCGCAACAUGAAUUACUCUCUGUAUAUCUCAACCAACUUCUCGAAAAAGAGCAUUCUGGAUGCAAUGCAUUACUUCGAGACGACAAGGUGGACGAUCUCUCAAGGAUGUAUAGGCUCUUUUGUAGGGUUCCUCAUGGCCUUGAUCCUGUUUCAACGAUGUUCAAACAACAUGUUACUUCUGAAGGUCUAGCCUUAGUCAAACAAGCAGAAGAUGCAGCUAAUAACAAGAAGGCAGAGAAGAGGGAUGUGGUUGGUUUGCAAGAACAGGUUUUCGUCAGAAAAAUUAUUGAAUUGCACGACAAGUAUCUGGCUUAUGUACAAAAUUGCUUCCAGAACCAUUCUCUUUUCCACAAGGCUCUUAAAGAGGCUUUCGAAGUUUUUUGCAACAAGUCUGUUGCAGGCAGCUCAAGCGCUGAGUUGCUGGCUUCCUUCUGUGAUAAUAUACUUAAGAAGGGUGGGAAUGAGAAAUUAAGCGACGAAGCCAUUGAAGAGACCCUCGAGAAGGUGGUUAAGCUGCUUGCAUAUAUUAGCGACAAAGAUUUCUUUGCAGAAUUUUAUAGGAAAAAACUUGCUCGGAGGUUGCUGUUUGACAAAAGUGCAAAUGAUGAGCAUGAAAGGAGUAUAUUAACAAAGCUGAAGCAGCAGUGUGGAGGGCAAUUUACCUCCAAGAUGGAGGGAAUGGUUACAGAUUUGACCUUGGCAAAAGAGAACCAAACCAACUUUGAGGAGUAUCUUAGGGAUAAUAAAAACGUAAAUCCGGGAAUUGACUUAACUGUUAAUGUCUUGACUACUGGAUUCUGGCCAACCUAUAAAUCUUUUGACCUCAGCCUUCCUGCGGAGAUGACUAAAUGUAUUGAAGUUUUCAAGGAGUUCUAUCAAACAAAAACCAAGCACAGAAAGCUCACAUGGAUAUACUCAUUGGGUACUUGUCAUAUUCUCGGGAAGUUUGAAGCCAAGAAUAUCGAGCUGGUUGUCACGACUUAUCAGGCUGCAGCAUUGUUGCUUUUUAAUAACUCAGAUAGGUUGAGUUAUUCUGAGAUUAUGGCUCAGCUGAACUUGUCAGACGAUGACGUGAUCAGACUACUUCACUCUCUUUCUUGCGCAAAAUACAAGAUUCUUAACAAAGAGCCAAAUACCAAAUCCAUCACCAAGACUGAUCAUUUUGAGUUCAACUCCAAGUUCACUGAUAAAAUGAGAAGGAUCAAGAUUCCUCUACCCCCAGUGGAUGAGAAAAAGAAGGUAAUCGAAGAUGUUGAUAAAGAUCGAAGAUAUGCUAUUGAUGCCUCAAUUGUGCGAAUUAUGAAGUCCCGCAAAGUUUUGAAUCAUCAGCAGUUGGUAACGGAAUGUGUUGAGCAGCUUAGCCGCAUGUUCAAGCCCGACUUCAAGGCAAUCAAGAAAAGAAUAGAAGACCUCAUCACCAGAGAUUAUCUUGAAAGGGAGAAGGACAACCCUAACGUCUACAAAUAUCUCGCAUGAUCGAUACAUACAAUUUUGGCAAAGGAAUAUCCCACUUGGCUUUUAACUUUUUCCCUUUUUUCCCCUUUUUCCACCCUUUACAGGCUACCAUCACUAGUUUUUGAACCCCAACUAGCACCUAACGAUGGGGGUUAUUCAUGAUUACACACUGUUUCAUGUUUUUGGUGGUUGCAUUCAAAUUCCUGGGAAACGUUGGUUUGAAAUGAUGAGAUUAGCUACCAGAAAAGUUUGUACUUCUGCCUUAGCACAGCAGUUAUAUAUAAUUUUAAGUGGUAUUCAGGCCUGAAUUGUACAUAUAAUUGCAUGCAGCUGUACAAAAUACAUUACUUUUUGGUUCUUGUUAGAGAGAGCCUGAACUUGUGAAAGAGUAGUCACGUUCAGUUAAUUCUAUGGUGAAGCAUUCA